UCGGGAGGAGGGACAGAGGCAGCGAGAGGAGCCCGGGCUGCGGCUGGCACCGCCCGGGGCUGGCGAUGCCAGGGAAGGCAGCGGAGGAGCCGCCAGGUCCCGGCAGGUGUUUUCCCUCUUCCAGUGCUGGUGGUAGAAGAACAGUUCAAAGGAUUUUGACAGCAUGCAUGGUGUCCCUCUGCAGCCUCCUUGGGGCCAUUUCUUUUGAUUUGAGCAACACCUUGGAAAUAUGGAAAAGCACAGGCAGAGCCCUUCAGGAGCUUGCCUCCUGCGAAAACCUUUGGGCUGCUCACCUCGUCUCUCUGCUGCAGGAAGAGAGGCACAGCUGGCUGCUCCCAGCAGCAGGAGCAUGGAAUAGAUCAUUCCAUUCUCAGCUCCUGGGGAAUUUAAACUCCCUCUGUAUGGCAAGUGAAGCAGAACUGUACUGUGAGAAUUGCCAGUGCAAGGAGGAGAAACUCUCCAUUUGUAGAUUUUACAUGACUGCCUUGAGACACAAACUGAAUGUCUCAGGGAUCACUGAAGCAGGGCAGGUGCUGUCCAGAGCAAUCUCUGAACUGCUCGAGCGUUUCAGGAGUCCCCACGAGGACCUGAAAGCCAUGAGACACAAUCCUGACUGGGCAGACACAGUGGCUUUUAAACUCUUCCUCCAAAUCAGAGAAGCUGUGCUCAAAGCUCAGCCCCUGCCAGCACCUGCGAGCCUUCAAACCACGCUGCAGCAACAUCUUGCCACUCUGAGCUAUGCUCUCUUCUCCUCAGAGACUGCACAGAAGUGCUGGACAGAUAAUGUCAAUCUGUCACUUCAUUUCACCCAUGGUGAAGGAAUCCCUUUCUUUACCCCCUUCCUGGGCUUGGGUGACUUUGUGUCCCUGGAAGCAGCAGGGAGGGGACUGCAUUCUGCACAGAGCUGUCUGCUGCAGGAGGGGCAGGAAAAGCUGCACAGGAAAUCUAGGGAAAUCCUGUCCACAGUGAGCCUCAAGAUCAGCCUGCUGGUGGUUGCCUGUCUCAUUUACCCCAUUGUGCUGGUGUCCUUCAAGCAAAUGACAGACUGGAUACACAAUUAUGCCAGAAACCUCAAGGAGAAGACAGAGGACUUGAAAAGGGAGAGGCGCCUAGCUGAGGACCUCUUGCACCAGAUGCUGCCAAAGUCUGUGGCCAAGCAGCUAAGGAAAUGCCAAAAAGUUGAGGCAGAAAACUAUGACCAGGUGACGAUCUUUUUCUCUGACAUCGUGGGCUUCACAAGCAUUGCUGCCUCCUGCACUCCCCUGCAAGUGGUUGAGAUGCUCAACAAUCUGUACGUCUGCUUUGACACCAGGAUUGAGUCUUAUGAUGUGUACAAGGUGGAAACCAUUGGGGAUGCCUACAUGGUAGUGAGCGGCCUGCCAGAGAGGAAUGGCACCAGACAUGCCGACGAGAUUGCCAAAAUGUCCCUGGAUCUGGUGGCAGCAGUGCGGCAGGUGGUGAUCCCUCACAUGCCAGCAGGCAGGCUGGAGCUGCGGGCUGGGAUCCACACAGGGCCCUGUGUAGCUGGAGUUGUGGGGUACAAAAUGCCUCGUUACUGCCUCUUUGGGGACACUGUGAACACAGCUUCCCGCAUGGAAUCCACCAGCCUGCCACAGAAGAUCCACAUCAGUUCUGCUACAUAUGAAGCCCUUCUCACAGAUGAUGCAUAUGAAAUUGAACUGAGAGGAGAAAUUGAAGUCAAGGGCAAAGGGAAAAUGAAAACCUACUGGCUUCUUGGAAACAAGAACUACAGUGUUCAAAAUGACAGCCUGGUGUGCCACUGGAAUCCAGCAAUCUCCAAGAAAAAAAAGAUGGAAAGCAGCCAGGGAUCUGUCCAACAAGGUCUGUCCAAAUUGUUAGAUGAGGACCUGGAGCAUCCCCCAGCCUCAGAAGAGUGGGACCAUGAGCAGGAUGAGCUGGUGCCAGCAGGUGCCUUGGAUCAGCAGGACACUGAACUCCAGUGGGUCCCAAACCCCAGGGAGCAGCCCAGGAGCAUUUCCACGGGUGACACUGCCAUCUGGAGAUUCCUCAGCGACCUCCUGGGCUCAUCCCGUAGGUACCAAGGCAGAAGAAAGAAGAGCCUCCCCAGGGGCUGUUUUGGUGUCAGACUAGACAGAAUUGGAUCUCUGAGUGGACUAGGAUGCUGA
This is a messenger RNA of Passer domesticus (house sparrow), 2147 nucleotides long. RefSeq lists its product as uncharacterized. The record is from RefSeq and is a predicted model, not a curated record. Gene Ontology annotation, molecular function: adenylate cyclase activity; guanylate cyclase activity; hormone activity. The transcript is spliced from 8 exons. Gene Ontology annotation, biological process: receptor guanylyl cyclase signaling pathway; intracellular signal transduction; cGMP biosynthetic process. The coding region runs from base 66 to 2147 and encodes 693 amino acids. NCBI's taxonomy places the organism in Eukaryota, Metazoa, Chordata, Aves, Passeriformes, Passeridae. Gene Ontology annotation, cellular component: extracellular region; plasma membrane.